Molecule: messenger RNA, 615 nt
Organism: Sceloporus undulatus (fence lizard)
Lineage: Eukaryota; Metazoa; Chordata; Lepidosauria; Squamata; Phrynosomatidae
Product: aprataxin and PNK-like factor
Exons: 4
Coding region: 67-615 (182 amino acids)
Biological process (GO): double-strand break repair
Cellular component (GO): site of double-strand break; nucleus
Molecular function (GO): DNA-(apurinic or apyrimidinic site) endonuclease activity; 3'-5' exonuclease activity
Source: RefSeq, a predicted model, not a curated record
UCCUGUUUCUCAGUGCAAUGAAAUGCUAAAGCGUUUUGAUUUUAUAGGUUAGGUUCUGAAUGUUACAUGAUUCAGUUUUUAUAUUUGGGAUUCCAAGCAGAAGUGGAAAUAAAAGUGGAGGUGCAUGUAAACCCUUGCUUUUAUCAGCCAACUGAAAAUAGUGAACUCUUGCCAUUGGACAUAGAUAAAUGGCAUCAACUAAGCCCUGGUGACAGCUUUUCCUUGUUGAUAGACAAAUAUGCCUUCAGGGUUCUCUUCACUCCUUUGGAUAUGGAAGCUCAAAGAAAAAACUGUCACCUUCAUGUAGAAGACAGACUAAAUCAAGCUUCUUCAGUGCUUCAGCCAACCAGGAUGCCUCACAGCCAGCCUACAGUGCAGCAAGCAGCCUCUUCCAAGAGGAGCCAGCUUCUGGACACACACACACUACAAGAGAAAGCAGCUGAAAUUCCAAAGGAGUCUUUUGCUAGCAUUCCUGAAAUUAAAGAAUCACAGCCUGCUGAAAGGAAAAGAGUACUUCCAGCAUGGAUGCUGCAAGAGGAUCUUAUGGUUCAAAGUCAAUCAGCCUCAAUCUCUGGAAGAGGUAGAAAUCUGAUACAUUUAUUAUGGACCUCUUAG